This is a messenger RNA of Bombus impatiens (common eastern bumble bee), 385 nucleotides long. RefSeq names its product stAR-related lipid transfer protein 7, mitochondrial-like. The record is from RefSeq and is a predicted model, not a curated record. The transcript has 2 exons. NCBI's taxonomy places the organism in Eukaryota, Metazoa, Arthropoda, Insecta, Hymenoptera, Apidae. The coding region runs from base 170 to 385 and encodes 71 amino acids.
GUUUAAUAUUUCAUUAUGGAAUCACCUAGCUCGAUAAAAGUACAUACUUGGAUUGCCAAUAUUAUAAAAGUAAAUGUAAAAGUAGGAGAAAAGUUUUAAUGGAUUCUUUGCUAUUAUUAAAUAAUCUGAUCUGUGUAUACAUAACAGGGUCACAACAUAUUGGUCGUACAUGGUGAUAAGGCCUUAUACAGAACUCCAUCAACCAGGCAUCGAAUUUGGAUUGACCUACUUUGAUGAUCCUGGUGUGAAUAUUCCAUCUGCUAUUACUGCAUGGGUUGCAAUGUCAGGAUUGCCAGACUUUUUAAUUCGUAUGAGGCAAGCGUCGAAAAAUUAUCAAAAUUAUAAAUCUGCAAACAAUGUAGAAGGUAUAGAACGUUCGCAAUAG